Closterium sp. Naga37s-1 is the source of this 1887-nucleotide messenger RNA. The record is from the annotation of a GenBank genome assembly. NCBI's taxonomy places the organism in Eukaryota, Viridiplantae, Streptophyta, Zygnematophyceae, Desmidiales, Closteriaceae.
AUGGCACUCAGAACGUUGUGCUUGGCGCCCAUUUCUCCCGCAAUCGCCCCCCUUGCACGUUCGACUCUUCCGCUCAUCGAUCGCAUCCCUAGUGUCCCCCAUUUCAGCCCCGGCGGCCUGCGCGUUGCCUGCCAUUCGGUCGACGAAACCAGCCAGAGCGACGAUUGCGGAGAGGGCAGGGCGCGAGCUGCCGCGCAUCUAGAUGGCUCGCAGACGUUUUCCGCGCGCAGCACGCCCGCGAUUUCCCCCCGUGAAGGUACCCGCGGAUUGAUGGGGGAUUACCUUUCCGCCUCCCGCUCCGCCGAAAGCGCGCGGGAGGGAAGCGUUCCCGCAAACGGCGCCGCAACAGGCGGCGACACGAUCGCGGCUGUCGUCACUGCCGUGUCGUCCACGUCAGGCGGCGUCGCGAUCGUGCGGCUCUCCGGCCCGGCUGCUGUGAGCAUCGUGCGGCGCAUGUUCCGCCCCGCGCGGAAAGCAAACAGAGCGCGGAAGCAGGGGGGAAUGGCCAGGGGAAGCGGAGACCUUGACGGAUGGGCGGGGAGCGCGGGGAACGGAGCGUGGGGAACAGAUACUGGGGAUUUCCGGGGAGAGGCGAAUGAGAGGAACGAGGGGAGCAGCCAGGAAGGGGAGGGGAGAGGCGGAGAGGCGAUGGGGGGAAGGGGGGGGAGCGGGGAGGGCGGAGCGGCGGGGGAGUGGCGCGCGGAGAGCCACCGAGUGAGCUACGGGCACAUUGUGGACGAACGGGGGGCGACCAUUGAUGAGGUGCUCGUGCUGCCCAUGCUCGCCCCGCGCUCGUACACGAGUGAGGACGUGGUGGAGGUGCACUGCCACGGUGGCAGGGUGUGCGCCCACUCCUGCCUCGCCACUGCCGUCCACCUUGGCGCCAGGCUGGCAGGAGCAGGCGAGUUCACGCUACGAGCAUUCCUGAACGGGCGCGUGGAUCUGGCGCAGGCGGAGGCGGUGGCGGCGCUCAUCCGCGCCGACACUGCUGCUGCUGCGCGCUCCGCCCUCGCUGCUGUUGAGGGCGGCUUAUCUCGUCACAUCCGGGGCGUGCGGGCGGCGUGCAUGGAGGUGCUGGUGGACAUCGAGGCACGCAUUGACUUUGAGGAGGAUCUCCCACCGUUGGAUGCCAAGGACGUCAGCCGUCGAAUCGACGCCAUCUGGCAGCAGAUCAACGAGGCCCUUGCGACUGCCAAUCGCGGGCGACUGCUGGAGUAUGGCAUCCAGGUGGCAAUCGUGGGGCGGCCUAACGUGGGCAAGUCAAGCCUGCUGAACGCGUGGACGCAGUCAGAGCGGGCCAUCGUGACGGACAUCCCCGGCACCACGAGGGACGUGGUGGAGGCGCAGCUGCACCUGCCACUGUCGGCGGGGGGCUUCCCUGUGCGCCUGGCUGACACGGCUGGCAUCCGCCACACCACCGACGCCGUCGAGGCCAUUGGUGUGCAGCGGUCGGAGGCGACAGCAGCGGCAGCAGACGUGGUGCUGCUGGUGGUGAGUGCAGCGGAGGGGUGGACAGCAGAGGACUCCGCCAUCUUCCACCGCAUCUCCGCUGUGCAGCGCGCCGUGUGGCGGCGAGUGGCCACCAUCGCCACCCUGCGCACCGGGCUGGAUGAGCUUGAAGCCGCCGUGGCGGCAGCGGUGGGCGGGGGGCUGGUGGCAGAGGAGGGGCAGCAGUGGGCGGUGAACCAGCGGCAGCAGCAGCAGCUGGUGCGUGCAGCUGAAGCCGUGGGGCGGGUGAGGGAGAGCAUUGGAGCCGGGCUGGCGCUGGACUUCUGGUCCAUUGAUCUGCGCAGUUGCAUCCUGGCGCUGGGGCAGGUGAGCGGCGACGAGGAUGUCACGGAGGAGGUGCUUUCGAAUAUCUUCAGCAAGUUCUGCAUUGGCAAAUAG